This is a messenger RNA of Pseudomyrmex gracilis, 1293 nucleotides long. RefSeq names its product heat shock factor protein 2-like. Gene Ontology annotation, biological process: regulation of DNA-templated transcription. Gene Ontology annotation, molecular function: sequence-specific DNA binding; DNA-binding transcription factor activity. Lineage: Eukaryota; Metazoa; Arthropoda; Insecta; Hymenoptera; Formicidae. The record is from RefSeq and is a predicted model, not a curated record. The transcript is spliced from 3 exons. Bases 330 to 1094 code for a protein of 254 amino acids.
UUUUCUCAUUUGUUAAUUGUUUAACAAUUCGCGGGAAGAAAGUUUGUAACACACAAAAUGUUCGAAUGUGAGACACUUACCGAGAGAACUCUUGAGAGUGAAAAGUUUUUGCGUGCGCAUGAAUUCCGCAGCCCGCUUCGACUAUUGUUUGCCGUUGAUACGAUCGUCUUAUGUUUCGAACGCGGUGUGGUUGUUUCCAAGAAGGACAAUUAGACCACGGGAAACAUUGACAAAAUCACUCGACGUUCGAAACAUCGCGUUCGCCGUUCGAUUUCGUUUGAUUCUCUUUACUGUCGCUUCUCUCCAAGAAGGAUCGGAGAACGGAGACAAUGUUUGAUGACUGCGUGCUGCAGUCGAUGCGGUUUCCGCAGAAACUCUGGCGUAUCGUGAACGAGUGCAAGACCGGAGCAAUUCGAUGGGGCGUCAACGGCGACACUAUCCUGCUGAACUACAAGAAGUUCCAGACUGAGUACUUGGACGCGCAUCGACCGAUCUUCAAGACCAACAACAUCACAAGCUUCAUCAGGCAGCUUAAUCUCUACGGGUUCCGCAAGGUGACGUCUCACAACCGCGACCCCAUGUGUAACUUCUGCAAUCCGCACGUGCACGAAUUCACGCACGACAGCUUCCGCGCGGAUCGGAUAGAUCUGUUGCCCAAAGUGUGCCGAAAGACCGGUGUCAAGGGAAAAUGCACGCAGCACGACGCGAACGUGACGAAAUCUCCCGUGGGGGACAAUUCGCGCACGGAGACAAAUCCCGUGUCCCGUUUGAAACUGUGUCAGUUAGCUUUGACUAGAACUCUGAAAGAGAUUGUUCAAGAAUAUCAACAAAACUAUAAGAAACCAUCAGUUGUAUUACCAAAGGACAAUUCAAGAGAAAUAAACUCUCAAGAUACAGAUCCUGUCCUGUAUAAAGCGCACGUAGAUGAUGUUCAUAAUAAAAAAUCUGCUGUAGAACAGAACACAAAAUAUUCAGCUUUUCUUUCUCCAAAGAAUGUAUCCAAACAGGAAGAAGCAUUUUUCUUACCUUUGUGUGUUACCACAGUGAAUAAAUAUGGCAUGCAUCUCAAGAUUCCAAAUAUAAAAUCAGCUUAAAAACCAUUAAUUUUGAUAUUUUCUUCCAAGCAGUGAUAUUUAUCAUACAUAGUGAAUUUUCGUGAGAUUUUUGUAUAUUCAGAGAAUGAAGUUAAAUAAAUUUAUGUUAAAAGUUAAUUUAAUAUAAUAGUCCAACAAUUGUCAGUAAGAAAUAUAAAUAUCUCUGCAUGUACAAUAUGGAUACAAUAAAACAGAUUUG